Molecule: messenger RNA, 749 nt
Organism: Chara braunii
Lineage: Eukaryota; Viridiplantae; Streptophyta; Charophyceae; Charales; Characeae
Source: the annotation of a GenBank genome assembly
CGUCGAUGACACACAACAAGAGGAGUAGUGGUGUUGCAAACAGAAGCUGAACUUGUACCUAGCAACACAGGUGGAACAAUGGGAACAAUGGAAACCGGAGAGUCUGUUCGCAAGCGAAACCGUGGAGGAGAUGGGGGUGGUGAGGAGGAACGUAGUCGUUUACGGCCAAGCACAGACAAAGAUGAGAGGGGGGUGCAUUGGGCAAAAUUUCGGAGCAAAGGAAGUGAGCCUCGAAGAGAUUGUGAUGUUCUUUGCAUUGGAGCUGCAGGACAGGAAGCUGUAGCAGUAAAAACUAAAGUAAGGGGAAUUACACUUAGGGAAACUGUUGUACUGAAAACUGCAGCAAUGGAAACCGCAGCAGUAGAAACUGCAGCAGCGGAGACUGGAGCAGUGGAAACCCGAGCAAUGGAAACUGCAGCAGUGGACACAGCAGCAGUGGAAACCGCAACAAUGGACACUGCAACAGUGGAAAAUGGAGCAGUGGAAACAGCAGCAGUGGACACUGCAGCAGUGGUAACCGCAAUAGUGGAAACUGCGGUAGCGGCAGAUGAGCAAGCAGGGGCAGGACGAGAGCAUCGUGGGGGCAAAGAAGAAAUUGGAUGAUACAAGGACCAUCGUAGCACGCGUCGAAACCACUGAGAGAGACACGUCACAUGCGUAGGAUAGCAACGUUGGCGGGAGUGCAUGUAGCAGGUCCACCCCUUAGCAAGGGUUGGUGGAGAAUGCCCACGCGAAAGCAUACGACGAGU